AAACGCCCAUUUCCCAUUGCUACAGUCCCAUGUGAAGGUGAACCUCGACUGUCCUUUACAUAUUCAACCACGGCGCCCUGUCCUGGACUGCACGGAUCUGCUGUCAUGUCACUGUUCUCAGAGGUUCCGCAAGCCACCCCUGUGGCUGUUUUCAAACUGACCGCAGAUUUCCGUGAGGACAGUAGCCCGAAUAAGGUGAAUCUUGGUGUUGGAGCAUAUAGGACCGAUGACAAUCAGCCAUGGGUUCUUCCUGUGGUGAAGAAGGUGGAAAGGAUGAUUGUGGAGGACCAAAGCCUCAACCAUGAGUACCUGCCCAUCUUGGGGUUGCCCGAGUUCCGCUCUAGCGCCUCUAAGAUUGCCCUUGGCGAUGACAGCCUGGCCAUCCUGGAGAACAGGGUUGGUGGUGUGCAGUGCCUAGGGGGAACAGGAGCUCUGAAGAUAGGGGCAGAGUUUCUGCGCCGGUGGUAUUAUGGCUACAACAACACAGCUACUCCCGUUUAUGUUUCUGCACCCACAUGGGAAAAUCACAACGGUGUUUUUGCUGAUGCUGGGUUUCAAGAUAUUCGUCCAUACAAGUACUGGAAUGCUGAAAAGCGAAGUUUGGAUCUUGCUGGAUUUUUAGGUGACCUUGAGAGUGCUCCAGAGCACUCCAUCUUUGUGAUGCACGCAUGUGCCCACAAUCCCACGGGCAUUGACCCCACACCAGAAGAGUGGAAGCAGAUUGCUGAGGUCAUGAAGCGGAGGAACCUCUUUCCUUUCUUUGACUCGGCCUACCAAGGUUUUGCUUCUGGAAGCCUGGAGAAGGAUGCUUGGGCUGUCCGAUACUUUGUGUCUCAGGGUUUCGAGCUGUUUUGCGCCCAAUCUUUUUCAAAGAACUUUGGGCUCUAUAAUGAGAGAGUUGGGAACCUCACCAUUGUUGCAAAGGACAAUGAAAACCUGACCAGGGUUUUAUCUCAGAUGGAGAAGAUUGUUAGGACUAUUUGGUCCAACCCCCCUUCACAAGGAGCCCGCGUGGUAGCCCUUACACUGAACAGCCCCGAGCUCUUUGCUGAAUGGCAAGAAAAUGUGAAGACCAUGGCAGACAGAGUGCUGCUGAUGAGGGCCCAGCUGAAGGCCAAGCUCCAGGCCCUGGGCACCCCAGGCACAUGGGACCACAUCACCCAGCAGAUUGGCAUGUUCAGCUUCACUGGCCUCACCCCUCAUCAGGUGGAGUACCUAAGCAAGGAGAAACACAUCUAUCUGAUGGCCAGUGGCCGCAUCAACAUGUGUGGUCUGACCACCAAGAACAUUGACUAUGUGGCAGAGUCUAUCCAUGAGGCUGUCAGCACAGUUCAAUAGAGGUCUGCCCUGAUGUCCUGGUGUUACCUGGUCCAGUAGUACUUAGCACAAUAGUCAUUGAGUGGUGCUCUGGUCAGACAGCCCUAUCCUCAACUGUCACCUUACACCUCUAGCACAUCAGCAAGGAUGAACUUUCAAUUAGUAUAUACGUUAUUGGGAAUCUAAAACAAAGAUAAGUAUCAAAUGUGCUAGUUAGGCUAUGAAUUGUUCAUUGUUAUCUGUGCUCCUUUAUUUCAUCAUUUAAUUUUUCCUCUAAAAUGACUGGAAUUUUGAAAGCCAUAAUUUUUCCUCCAUUAAGCACUUUAUUAAGACAUUUAAACUUGGAUGAAUAUUACAUUUAGGUCCCUGCAAUUUUGGUUAAUUUAAGAAAAUACCAGGUUAUUUUAGAUUUGAAAUGCCUUUGUGCAUCUAGUUUUAGCGCACAAUUUCAAAAUUAGAAGGCAGUGUUCAGGCAUUUUAUGCAUUUUUUUGGUAACAGACUAAGCAUGCUUGCAGUUAGGUGCUGGGCAUUCUCAGAAAAGAAGGAUUUGUAUGAAGUUAACAGCUAUUUAAACCUUUUAAUAUAGUGAGUGGCUGAAUAAGUCAGUUCCGCUCAGAUAAACCAGAUGUUGAGUGUGCUGGGGUACCACUAUGCUAGUCAGAUCAAAUGCGUUAUUGGGACUGUUGUCACUGACAGGUGUCACAACUUGUAUACAUUUCCUUAAACUGAACAGACAUAGCUUUCUUUUCAGAUGCCAUGUACCACAUCACACACUAAGUGAUUAGCAGUGAUGGUUGAAUAAUUAUGUUGUCUUGUUUAAACUGUAAAAUUGUUUUUAUGACUCACUUUGUCAUGACUGAUUGGCAAAUCCUUUCCAUUUUCACCUAUUGCAGUAUGAAAAUAAUUCCCUGAAAAGGGUGCUUCAGGAUGAAUUUGAUGUAUUCUAUGAAGGCACUUUGAUGCAGGGACUCAUGGAGGCAAUUGUAAUCACGGUUAUGUUAAAAUGUCUUUGACACUUGAAUGUUUCAUCUGCCAUCAGCGGUUGCAGUUUUCAGUGCAUGUCUGGCUUCUGUGUCCCUGCAGCACAUAGUCCUCAAACAUGUUUCCUGUCUUUUAAUGCCCCGUGUUCCCUUUUUGAUGUUGUGUCUAGGAGCCUGUGUGUGUUGAAGUGCAUUUAUUUGCUGAUGUAAACUUUGGUUCUCACAUUAUAUUUAAGUUCAUUGCUGAUAGUGCGAUGUGUUUAAAAUAAAUUAGAAUGG
Messenger RNA from Scleropages formosus (Asian bonytongue), 2577 nucleotides. It is a transcript of the gene got1, whose product is annotated as glutamic-oxaloacetic transaminase 1, soluble. Bases 106 to 1338 code for a protein of 410 amino acids. NCBI's taxonomy places the organism in Eukaryota, Metazoa, Chordata, Actinopteri, Osteoglossiformes, Osteoglossidae. Gene Ontology annotation, molecular function: pyridoxal phosphate binding; L-aspartate:2-oxoglutarate transaminase activity. The transcript has 9 exons. Gene Ontology annotation, cellular component: cytosol. The record is from RefSeq and is a predicted model, not a curated record. Gene Ontology annotation, biological process: L-aspartate biosynthetic process.